AGUACAACCUGCGCGAGUAGCCAUAGCGCCAGAGCGAGUGUGGCAGUGGAUUUUUUUGAGAAAACGGACGUGUGAGUGCCCUUAUAUUGGAAAUCUGUUGAUACUAAUAUGUCGCUUCGGUAUCCCUUUCUGUCCCGUACCAAUAUUGUUCUAAACAGUGGAAAAUUCAGUGGCGUACAACUGGAGACUGCUAUAGUGCGUUAGAACAGAAACCCCACCGAAUGGUUCAUCCAAUAUUUACUAAUGGUUUUCAGUUGUGGUGCAUAGAUAGUGUAGUUAUUAAAUGUCCAGUUUGAAGUGCGAGGUGCUACUCCAUUAGUAUUCGAGAUGUAUUUGUUUAGCAGACUUGUUCUACUUUCUUUUACCUCUCUAAUAAUAAAAGCACGAUGCCAACUGUCUGACAAUACUCCCCCUUUGGUACUCAUCGAUAGAAACUGGUAUAUUAGAGAAAACGAAACUAUCGGAAGAAGGGUUGCUCAAGCCCGUGGGCAGGAUGAAGAUGGAGAUCCCAUCACGUUCGGUUUGGAAUUGAAAGAUGUAGGUGACGGAAGCAUAGGACCUAACACGAAAUUGCCCUUCAGUAUUGACAGCGAAACAGGAACAGUUUAUUUGGAGGAGUCUUUACAAGGAAAGGCUGGACAGGUACUACAUUUGUGGGUUACCAUAUUUGACGGCAAACUCUCCUCCAAAACGGAAGUCAACGCAUACAUCUACGGUGCCAAAGAACGCUACAACCCUUCACAACCAGAACGUCCCCCUCCGUUGUUCAACAAUGGUGGUCUUUCAAAUUUUCCUGGAUUUCCCUCCAGGUCGACACAGCCGAAUCCCUUCAACCAGCCUAGAAACAAUUAUCCUUCAUUCAUCCCUAAACAGCAGCACAACUCUUUUACCCCUCAAUCAAAUGUUCCACCUGAAGAUUUUCCUUUGCAUGUACCACCAAAAGACACCACUCUUCUGAAGCCUGUGCAGGUGAAGAAGCCCGAUGUUAUCAGCAGCACUACUAAGAAGACUGAGGCCUCAACUAGAGCGGCUACCGAGAAAUCCACUGAGGAGCUCACUGAGACUACGAAUCAAUUGGCUACCCAAACACAGUCUGUCAAACCAAACGAAGUCACUGCCACUGUGAUUCCUGUGAUAUCGGUCAUUGCCGUUUUUCUGGCCAUUGGCAUUUUUGCUGUGAUUUUCAGGAAGAAGAUAUGUUUGGGACAACCAAGUGACACUAAAGAUGACAUGAGAAAAGAGUCCUCCGGUGGCGUGGUACUCCAAGAGGACUCUGGACUCAAUCUUCAUGAAUGGAGAGGUCCUAGAGCCUAUAACAAUCGAUAUGAGCCUUGGCAGACUGACAAUCACACCCCGAUCGACCAUCAAUUAUCAGGAACCAUAAAAAAACCCGACCACUGGGAAUAUCCUAGACAUCGCUUGAAGUUUUUUAACAUUUUAGGAGAAGGAGCAUUUGGACAAGUUUGGAAAUGUGAAGCUUUGGAUCUAGAAGGUACACAAAGCGGAGUGACGGUAGUCGCAGUGAAAACUCUAAAGGAAAAUGCGAACGAAAAAGAAAGGUCCGAUCUUAUCUCGGAACUACAAGUUAUGAAAAUGCUCGAACCUCAUCCCAAUGUCGUCAGAUUACUGGGAUGCUGCACAGAUAAGGAGCCUAUUUUUCUCAUUAUGGAAUUCAUAAGCAAAGGAAAGCUGCAGAGCUAUUUGAGGAACUCGAGGGCGGAGAGAUAUUACAAUAACAUGCACGGACAUAGCAGGUCUCUAACAUCGAGAGAUCUGACUUCUUUCGUGUAUCAAGUAGCGAAGGGGAUGGAGUUUUUGUCUAAUAAUGGGAUAAUCCACCGAGAUCUAGCAGCCCGCAACAUUCUCAUCACGGAGGAGCAUACAUGCAAAGUAGCCGACUUUGGAUUUGCCAGGGACGUAAUCGCUUCCCACGUUUAUGAGCGCAAAAGCGAGGGCAGGCUUCCCAUCAGGUGGAUGGCUCCGGAAUCUCUCUAUGACAACAUAUUUACGGUCAAGUCGGACGUGUGGAGCUUUGGAGUUCUCAUCUGGGAGGUGGUCACGUUGGGAAGUACGCCGUAUCCUGGGAUGUCGGCGGUGGAAGUCAUGAAGAAGGUCCGAGAUGGUUUUCGUUUGGAUAAACCAGAACACUGCCGAAGAGAACUAUACAACAUUAUGUACUACUGCUGGGACAAGGACCCCAAACAGCGGCCCUCGUUCACAGAGUGUUUAGAACUUUUAGAGAAAUUAUUGAUGAGUGAAACAGACUAUAUCGAAUUAGAACGAUUUCCCGAUCACUCCUACUAUAAUAUGAUGGGACUGAGUGGGGAAAAAUUAUAAGUACUAGUAGCUAUUGUAUUUAGUGUGUAUAAAAGACUGUUUAUUCCAAUUCCAGUGACCAGAAUUAACUUAUGUAUUUUUGUUGAUAUUUUUAUUUUGACAUAUAUAUGCAAUCAAUUGAAAA
This is a messenger RNA of Leptinotarsa decemlineata (Colorado potato beetle), 2461 nucleotides long. RefSeq names its product tyrosine kinase receptor Cad96Ca (gene Cad96Ca). Gene Ontology annotation, biological process: cell surface receptor protein tyrosine kinase signaling pathway; protein phosphorylation; positive regulation of kinase activity. NCBI's taxonomy places the organism in Eukaryota, Metazoa, Arthropoda, Insecta, Coleoptera, Chrysomelidae. Gene Ontology annotation, cellular component: plasma membrane; signaling receptor complex. Gene Ontology annotation, molecular function: ATP binding; transmembrane receptor protein tyrosine kinase activity; calcium ion binding. The record is from RefSeq and is a predicted model, not a curated record.